GGUUCGGCUCCUCUCUCUCUCUAAAAUUUAUCACUUUAAAACCUCUCUCCCCCUCUCUGUCAUUGAGUUUCUUUUCUCCUUUUUUACCCAAACCCUAAUUUCUGCAAUCACUGAAACCCUAAAUUACAUUUCAGCGUUUUCUGCCUAAAUCCGCCAUUAAAGCUCCAUCAAAAGCUUCAGAGAUCGGGAAAAGAACCCCUAGCUUUCCAUUUUUCAGAGCCCUUGUUUUCUAGGUCAGCCAUCGCUGGUCGAGCUAGGGUUUGGAGAGAUCGAGGGUCAAUCCUCCUUAUAUCUGGUUCGGAAACUGCGAUUUUCUAGCGGGAGAAAGCGGAACCCCCAAAAAAAUAAGACCCCCACUUGUCACAUAGCACCAACCAGAUGGCCCGGGGCCCCACCCUCCGCCAUGCCUCAGUCGCCACCGAUCGGCUCCAAAAAAUCGCCGUCGAGGGAUCCUCAUCGCCCCAAAAGAUCACCACCACCACUGAUGAUCCGAUGUCGACCCAAAAACUCGCCACUGAGGAAUUGAGGGGGGGCGGCAGCAGCUUCGACUGUAACAUAUGCCUCGACUUCGCCCAGGACCCGGUCGUGACCCUGUGCGGCCACCUCUUUUGCUGGCCCUGCAUCUACAAAUGGCUCGAGCUACACUCUAAUUCUCAAGAUUGCCCCGUCUGUAAAUCCGCUCUAUCCCAGUCAAAUCUGAUACCCCUUUACGGAAGGGGCAAAACUGACAUUUCGCACUCGAGGAAGCAGCUUGGGUCCAUACCCGAGAGGCCUGUCGGCCCGAGGCCUGGACCUGCAGAGCCAGACCAUUCACUGCUGGAUCUGAGGUUGAGGCAUGAUCAUUAUGGGUCGGGCACGGCAUUGAGAGUGGGACCCGACUACUAUGGCUCGGGCCCGAGGGUGGGGCCAGGUUACUAUGGGAUGGGCACCGCCCCACGUGUCAUGUACCCAAUGGUGGAAUCACUGGCCGGAAUCGUGAUGGGGGCCCUGCCAUGGGUGGUGGGGCCGACUGGGGACGUUGAUGGUUUGUAUUGGUUUGGGAGCGAGGGGGAAGAGGAGAGAGAAAGGGAGGUUGGAUAUGAGAGGUCUCUCUCUAGGAUCUUGACCUUCCUCUUUUGCUUUGCCUUGCUUUGCUUAAUCUUCUUUUGAUCGAUGCCUCGUUCUCUCUUUAUCUCCUCUCCUCUCCUUUCUUUAUGUCUUCUGUCUCUUUCAAAUCGGCACUCUCUCUCUCUCUCUCUCUCUCUAGAUCUUGAUCUUGUUCUUAUGACGCCUCCACCCCUCUUUCUCUGUCUUCCCAAUUUUCUUCUCUCUCAAAUUAGGAAGGGAUACAUGAAGCAUACUGUACAGGCAAGAGCAUAGUGAUUUGUAUGUAAAAAGUUAAAAAGCAAUUUGAUUUCGUUGUGGGAUGCCAAAGUGACAAAUCUUAGGAUUUGGAAUCUCUCUCUCUCUAGAAAUUUGUAAUCUCUCACCCACUAGAAAUUUGUCAUCUCUCUAGAAAUUUGUAAUAUCUCACUAGAAAAAUGUUCUCUCUCUCUAGAAAUUUGUAAUCUCUCUAUUUCACUUUCAUUUGGUCUGUCGACCUAAGUCGUAGUGGUUGUGGAACGUCUCUCUCUCUCAAAGAUGAUGCCUUGCAUGGUAUUGAGGGAAGGUUGCUUACGGUGUUGUACUAAGGUUUUUAGAACAUUAUAAAGGAAAAGACCUACUCGAGGGUAUUUUCUUAA
Molecule: messenger RNA, 1721 nt
Organism: Amborella trichopoda
Lineage: Eukaryota; Viridiplantae; Streptophyta; Magnoliopsida; Amborellales; Amborellaceae
Product: E3 ubiquitin-protein ligase RMA2
Biological process (GO): ubiquitin-dependent protein catabolic process
Cellular component (GO): endoplasmic reticulum
Molecular function (GO): ubiquitin protein ligase activity; metal ion binding
Source: RefSeq, a predicted model, not a curated record